Messenger RNA from Xyrauchen texanus (razorback sucker), 1297 nucleotides. RefSeq names its product T-cell leukemia homeobox protein 3-like. The transcript is spliced from 5 exons. NCBI's taxonomy places the organism in Eukaryota, Metazoa, Chordata, Actinopteri, Cypriniformes, Catostomidae. Gene Ontology annotation, cellular component: nucleus. Gene Ontology annotation, molecular function: DNA-binding transcription factor activity, RNA polymerase II-specific; RNA polymerase II cis-regulatory region sequence-specific DNA binding. Bases 196 to 1155 code for a protein of 319 amino acids. The record is from RefSeq and is a predicted model, not a curated record. Gene Ontology annotation, biological process: regulation of transcription by RNA polymerase II; animal organ development.
GCGUAGAUCUCCGCGCAACGCGCGUCGGUGGCGAGACCUGUCGGAGUUUAAACAAGAAAAUAGAGAUACCGUCAUUUGAGACCAUGGACACAACAACUGUUAAAUUACAAUUAUUUGCGGCAUAUUUAACGUGAUUCCGCUAUUUUUACCCGCUUUAAUCUGCUGCGCAAGGAAUCUGGUUUGCUGGAAGGAAUUAUGGAGCGAGGAUCCCGAACCCCGGAGCUGAACGAGCAAAAACCACCUUCAAAAUCCAACCAGGAACCCAUACGGUUCGGGAUAGACCAGAUUCUGGGCUCUGUAGACCCGGAGAGCAGCCGUGCGCACAGUGGCACGGAUAACACUCGCUUGGGAAGCCCAAACAAGGCCAGCCUUGCGCCUCACGCCACUCUGCCAGUCACACUCUCCGGGAUCACGAGCUCGCUGGAGGACUCAGGGCGGGUGUACGGGGUGAGCAGCACUCUGGUCCCCCGUGGGGUGAUUCGGGUUCCGGCGCACAGACCUCUAGCCGCAGCGGUGCCGCCGUCAAUGCUGAGCGCAGUCCCGGCGCUGGGCAGCCUGUGCUUCCCAUGGAUGGACAAUAAUCGCAGGUUCUCUAAAGACAGACUGCCAGCUCUAAUUCCGUUCACCGUGACCCGGCGGAUCGGUCACCCGUAUCAGAACCGAACUCCGCCCAAACGGAAAAAGCCCCGCACGUCGUUCUCCCGCGUUCAGAUCUGCGAGCUGGAGAAACGCUUCCACCGGCAGAAAUAUCUCGCCAGUGCGGAGCGGGCGUCGCUCGCCAAGAGCCUGAAAAUGACGGACGCGCAGGUCAAAACCUGGUUCCAGAACCGCCGGACCAAGUGGAGGAGGCAAACAGCAGAGGAAAGAGAGGCGGGGCGUCAGCAAGCCAAUCGGAUGCUGCUCCAGCUUCAGGCCGACGCCCUUCAGAAGUCCAUAAGCGAAUCAGUGUCCUCGGAUCCUCUGUGCGUGCAUAACUCCUCCCUCUACGCCCUCCAAAGCAUCCAGCCAUGGGCCCAAGAGAGACCUGAUUCAGACUGUAAUUCUCCGGCAGAGAGAUGGAUUUCAAAGCUCAAUAUGACGUACUGGCACAGUGCUGAGGAGUCCGAGUGUGUGCAGGAGUUUGAGAGAUCCACACAGCAGCAGGACUAUAGCUAAAGUAUGCAGUCCAUCCACCUCUCCUUUCUCCAUCUCUGUCUUUAUUCUCUUCUUUUAUCUGUAUUAACCUGCUUUACUUUUCACUCUCUCAUUACGGUUUCAUCUGAACUAUUGUCCGGAGUUCUCAGCGUCUGUCUUUAUA